GAUGGAUCCGACCGGUCCGACACUGGAUGCUGUCAGCACCGGCUGCCGGCAGCGCUUGCCGCUGCCACCAUCGGCCCGCCCCGAGAUUCAUCCACGCCGCGAGAGCCACUUGCACGUCAUCAAGAUGGGCCGGAGCGCGCGUGCGCUCUCGGUUGGGCUCGUCAAAGCACCCGUUUUGGUGCCGCCGUUGACCAACGACGACGACGAUGAUGAGUCAGAAAUACCUGCCGACAUCACAGAGGAGCUCCGGGCCUCGGCGCCCAAUAUGGGUCGAGACAUGAUUGCGCUCUCGACGACGGCGACGCCGGUUCAAGUGUCCAUGACGCCGCAAGAAGAAAUGCAAACACACGAGCAUUUGGAAGCCGCGCUCAAGGCCAAGACAACGGGCCUGGCCAAGCAAAGUGCCUUUAAAAUUGGCCCCAACGGCACAAGGCGCGUGGUCGACACCAAGGAGUUGAUUCCGGUCCACCACCGCUGGGUGCUGCAUCCGCACGGCAAGAUACGACUGCGCUGGGACGUGGUGUGCAUUGUCUUGAUCUUCUACAACGCCUUUGUCGUCCCGUUUCAAGUGACGUUUGAGACCAACAUGCCCGAAAGUGACAACGAAGCCCUCAUCGACAAAGUUCUCGACGUCUUCUUUGCGAUCGACAUUGUGAGCAACUUUUUCACGGCGGUCGAGCUCAAAAACAAAGUGCAUUUUGAUCGAAGUGUCAUUGUGUGCGACUAUCUCAAGUCGUGGUUCAUCGUCGACGCGGUCUCGAGCUUUCCGUUCUCGGCCGUCAUCAGCGACGCCGACCCCGUCCUCUCCAAAGCACUCAAGCUCUUCCGCUUGCUUCGGCUGCUUCGACUCUUCCGGAUGCUGCGGAUUCUCAACCGGCUGCAACACGCGCUUUUGAUUCGGUCGACGAUCAGCAGUCUCUUCCGCUAUUGCCUCACAGUUCUCUUCAUCUCGCAUUGGUUUGCGUGUAUUUUUUUCUGGGUGUCGUUCCAAGACUCGUACUACAGCGAUCCGCCCGUCAACACGUGGCUCAAGGCCAAAGACCUCCUCCACAUGACGAUCUGGGACCAAUAUAUCGCUGCCUUGUACUGGGCCAUUAUGACACUCGCCACAGUGGGGUACGGGGAUGUGUCGGGUAUUAGCCCCAACGAGCGGUGCUUUGCGAUUUUCGCCAUGUUUGCUGGCGCGGGUAUCUUUGCCUACGGUAUCACCAACAUCGUAUCGCUCGUUUCGAGCUUGACAGCGCACGAGACGGCAUUCCGAGAGAAAAUGGACGAAAUCAAUGAAUACAUGGCGGCGCGGGACCUGCCACGACAUUUGCGCGAUGAGAUUCGGGAUUUUUUUCAAAAUGCACGCAAGUCGAAAGAAAACGACAUGCAGCAGGAGCAAGAGCUCUUGAACGAACUCUCGGCGAUGCUGCGCUCCAAGAUUGCGCUCGCGAUCAACGACCAUUUUCUGUGGAAAUUUCCCUUUUUCAAGGGCAGCGACCCCAAUUUUAUCAUGGACCUCGCGCUCAGCAUGCGCAUGAUCUGCUUUGCGCCGUUCGAAGACGUGUGCGUCGAGGGCGAGCUCGGCCACGAAAUGUUCUUCAUCUUCCGCGGCGCUGUCGAAGUCAUCAAGGACAGCAUGCAACUCACCGUCUUGGGGGAGAACCAGUACUUUGGCGAAAUGGCGAUUCUCAACCGCGAUUGCAAGCGCAUGGCCACCGUGCGCACGCUGUGCUUUUGCGAAUUGCGCAUGCUCUCGCGCGUCCGCUUUCUGGAAGCACUGGUGCAUUUUCCAAAAAUGAUGCAAAAGCUCGCCAACUACUCCAAAGCCCGUGCGAAUGGUGCAGCAUUUGCAAGCACGACGAGGACACCGGACAGCUCGGAGCCCAAGGUCCGGCGCAAAUCGUCGGCGAAACCAAAGGCCCCCGGGUACCGGCUCAACUGGGCAACGUCACCGCCCACCGAGCCUUCCACCACCGAGAGCACGGGCGCAGUGAGCGCUGAAAUGAUGCUACAGCUCGACCAUAUCAAACGCGUUCAAGAUGUCCUUGUUGCCAAAAUCAAAAACAUGCACGCGAUCCUGGACCAGCUGCCGGUCGUACAGGCUCCAGCCGCUACUCCAACCGCCCCGGCGACGAGUGAUAUUGCUGCUUAGUCAUGUAGACUAUAAACAUACCUCUAACUUUUCGAUGGAUUCGUAUCGC
Saprolegnia diclina VS20 is the source of this 2189-nucleotide messenger RNA. RefSeq lists its product as hypothetical. The record is from RefSeq and is a predicted model, not a curated record. The annotation marks the transcript as partial. The transcript is spliced from 11 exons. Gene Ontology annotation, biological process: regulation of membrane potential; potassium ion transmembrane transport. Lineage: Eukaryota; Oomycota; Saprolegniomycetes; Saprolegniales; Saprolegniaceae. Gene Ontology annotation, molecular function: voltage-gated potassium channel activity. Gene Ontology annotation, cellular component: membrane.